AGCCUCCCCGCUGACGAUACGCGAGCUCUCGGCCUCGGAGUCGCGUCGUCCGGGCUCCGACAUCCGCGAUCGUCGUACGGCGGUCGUACAUUGACGGUGGGCACAAUCUACGGUUCUCCAAGUCGACGGAAGUCGCGACGCCAUCAUCGUCAUUCGUGAUUCCUCGAUACCUCGCGUGCUCCGCCAGCUCCCUUCUCGCUGUAAAUAAUCAUCAUCGACGAGAUCAAGUCAAGUUCUCCGAUCAUUUUUGAUGCACCCUCAUUGAGGAAACGUUAAGAAGCGAAAGGAAGAAGAAGGAGUAGGGUAAAAGAGAAGGAAAAGUCGUUGAAGGGGCGCGAACGCCCCACCAGGAAAGGACGCCCUGGCGGAGACUCGCAAGAACGACGGGACGACCGACGUCGUGGAAUCGAAUGUCGAAGGGUUGCGCGCGGACAUGGACGAGCAUGAGAUACUGCUUCUUCCGCCCUUCUCGGGUGCCAGCAGCAAGGAACGUACAAGGAAGAAGCUCUGGCGUAGCGCGGUAGAGAUAGUGGCGAGCGAUGACGAGGAUUCGGAUGCGGACGAGCACGAGUGCGCCUUCUUCCCGGCUAAGCGACACUGCACGCAAUUGUCCAAAGCCAACGAGGCUUGUUCGGACACGGAACAGCACACGAGUACGGAGACACCAACUAGCAACGUGGGAAAUCUUGAUUACGACGAAAUUAUAUAUCAAAUACAGAUCGAAGAGAAGCUAAAGUUAUGGCAAGCUUUCCAAGAAGAGGAGGGAUCCAUGGAUAAUAGCAUCAAUGAAGUUUUGGCUUACUACAGAAUGAUGCAUCCACCUGAUCCUUUGGAGGAAGAGUCUAUUGGUUCCAGGUUUCAUAUGUCAUACAGAGGGAACGACAUGGAGGACACAGCGGUGACGAUGGCGAUCCGUAAUCACGGCUUAGUCCAGUCGACCGAGCUCCCUCUUCAACCUCAUUACUGUAAAUGCAUAGGUGUUGAUUGUUCCUUUUCGUCCAAAUGUAUGUAUGAACUCGAGGACUUUCCUUACGGGGCGGUCUACAGUAAUGUAGAAACGGGGCGAUGCAAUGCGUUGGAUGCAGAUAAAGUAUACGAGUGUGAUCAGCCGGAAGACUUCCUAGAACGCGCCGUAGGUGAGGCGAUUAAGAAGAAAGGUCUAAGCGCUCUGAGUGUGGAUUACGGUUGAAUACGCUUCGU
Molecule: messenger RNA, 1200 nt
Organism: Atta colombica
Lineage: Eukaryota; Metazoa; Arthropoda; Insecta; Hymenoptera; Formicidae
Exons: 2
Coding region: 434-1189 (251 amino acids)
Source: RefSeq, a predicted model, not a curated record